Molecule: messenger RNA, 444 nt
Organism: Brassica oleracea var. oleracea
Lineage: Eukaryota; Viridiplantae; Streptophyta; Magnoliopsida; Brassicales; Brassicaceae
Product: glutathione S-transferase T2-like
Exons: 1
Coding region: 1-444 (147 amino acids)
Source: RefSeq, a predicted model, not a curated record
AUGGUGAUGUUGUUAAACUUGCACGCGAGAUCUUUUAUAACGAUCAAAUUCAACCUUCACCACGCAUGGGAGGAGUUGCGCAACGACAAGAAAUGGUGUGAACUUGCAAGUACUAAGCUUGAUGGUAGCUCUAAAAAGAGAAGGUGUGAGGAUGGUGCACAAUCUGAAAGCUCUCAAGGAACUAUCAAUCUUGAUGAUCCACCCACCAAACGUCAUGUUGGUGUUAAGGCAGCUAAAGGAGGAAGAAGUAAGAGAGGUAUGGAGGAUGACAAGUCUCUCUCCGCGUUUCAUACCAUGUGGUCUCUCAAAGAGAAAGACUUGGCAGGCAAGGAAAAACUGUCUAAGAUGGGUCUGCUAGACAGACUCAUUGCGAAAACAGAGCCAUUAUCUGAAGAAGAAGAAGCUCUAAAGAAGAAGUUAAUCAGGGAAAUGUUGGCUAAUUAG